This is a messenger RNA of Mizuhopecten yessoensis (Yesso scallop), 4305 nucleotides long. RefSeq names its product ras-related protein Rab-19-like. Gene Ontology annotation, molecular function: GTP binding; GTPase activity. The record is from RefSeq and is a predicted model, not a curated record. The transcript is spliced from 4 exons. Lineage: Eukaryota; Metazoa; Mollusca; Bivalvia; Pectinida; Pectinidae. Bases 94 to 714 code for a protein of 206 amino acids.
GACAACUCGCAUUUGUUUACAUCACGGUAAUGCAGAAUGUAUCAGUAGCUUCCGGAUUGAUCGAAGUACUCAUUUAAAUACCCUGUCAUUGUAAUGGCGGAUUGUGACUAUUUAUAUAAAAUCAUUCUGAUCGGAGACAUCAACGUGGGAAAAACAAGUAUAGUGAGGAGGUUCCGCGAUGGUGCGUUUGAUGACACGUACAGGACAACUAUAGGGGUCGACUUCGCCAUUAGGACACUAGACAUUGACAACAAGCAAGUCAAGCUCCAGAUUUGGGACACUUCCGGCCAGGAAAGGUUUAGAUCGAUCACGACAAGUUACUUCCGAAAUGCCCACGGGAUUGUGCUUGUUUACGACAUCACGAACCGAACGUCCCUGGAGGUAGCUGAACGUUGGCUUAUGGACGUGAAUAGGUUGUGUGGCGAUUCUCCUGUUAACUUACUUGUCGGAAACAAAUCAGACCUAAUUGACAGAAGACAGGUAACGAUACAGGAGGCCAAAACAUUUGCUGCGAACCAUGGAAUGAUAGGACCAAUAGAGACAAGUGCUAAAUCUGCCGCCAAUAUUGACCAAGCGUUUUACAGCUUAGCACAGGAACUCGUUCAGUGCAAUGGGGCAUCUUCCCACCUGACGUAUAACCAGGAGGACAGUAUAUUGUUACACCAGACAUCUCCCCAGCCCGUUACGUGGUGGUCAUGUUGUGGUUACACGUGACAUAUCUGACCCUGGGUCUCGAUGUUAACUUUGGAACAGAUCGUUAUAGAUAUUAAUGUUUUGCCAGAAGGUGCCGAUCAUAUUUCAGACAUACAAAGAUGGUGGUUGAAAGGAACUGCGUAUUACAAAAAUUGAACAUAACAUUAACAAAAUUGAUGUGUAUAGUAUAUCAAUAUGUAUCAAUAAUCUUGCGGUAUCUAAAUGGCAUAUAAUUAGUAUGUAUCCAUUAGGUUGUUUAUGCGUAUAUGAUGGAUCUUGAGAUAUCCCAGUUUUACGACGGAUAUUAACGAAAACAGUGAAAUAUUUGCAUCACAGCAUACCUAUAUGUCAUUCUGUGACCAUCAUGUUCUGAUGUCGUAGUUUUCCUGUGACGUAGUACAUGUAUAUAUCAAUUGUCCCUUUUUUAACAACAAUAACAUCUGUGUAUGAUAUUGGUCCUGAUCGUCCGUGACGACGUCCGGAUUCUUCCGACGCCUUUGUAGCAUACAAUGUCCAGAUAAAGUGUUACACAGAUCUUGUAUCAAACAGUCUUGGUAGCUGCUAUGGUGCAUGUGCUGUAAAAUUAAAAUGAAGUACAAACCCGUACACGUUAGCUGUUCCACUUUUAGCCUAUGGUCUGCGUAGCAUUUCGUUGCGUGUCACUUGCGUAGCAAUUCCAUAGCAUUUCCGUAGCGUUUCCGUAGCAUAUGUGUGUACAAUGUUCCAUUCAAAAAGUGUUUGUGAAACGCUCGGUUGUAAAGUUUAUGGAAGAUUUAUUUGUCGAAACGAAUUGUUGAUCAUUAUAAAGCGCAUUACGUGACAAUUAUUCCAAUCAUCAUAAAAGUCUGAAGACGAAAACAAAAAUGCCAAUUUGUAAAUAUGUUAUUGUGAAUUUACAUGUACAUGAACAUACACAACUCUCCUCCCACGGGCCUACUGUGUGUUCCCCAUACCAGGUUAUAUAAAUAGCAGACAAACAGCUGGCCAUGUGGUAAUGACCUUACCCUGGUUAGGGUAAAAUAACUGAAGGUGUUACACGAAUAAAGUCUCAGUGGCCGUUAUAAAAGUUGUUAAGGCAACAUGACCACCCGCUGACAUAUUUUCUCUAUUCCUUAAUUAUAGAUACUCAUAAACUUGAAAUUUGAGGAAAAUGACAUUUACUCCCCUUCACAUAAAUAACGUUAUCAUGCGGAACUAGAGAAACUGUGAACAGCUUCACAUAAAUAUAAGUAUAAAAUAUGUAUAACAAAAUACUGUUUAUCUAUAAAUGAAAUUAAAUGAGUAGGUCUAUAAAACCUGGUAUUAUAAAUGUUAUACCUCCAAUGUAUGUGCAGUAUUUGAAUGUGGUUAUGAUUUAACAAGUUAUCGGCGUCCAAAUUCCUACGAACAAACUGGAUAUGUAUGGAAAAGUUUACGACGAUAGAAACAAAAUGUCAUAGAGGUACUACAUCCGUAACACAGAAGUCUGAAAUUCUAUAUAUUUGUUUCUAUUAUUAGGCCUUUAAGUUAUUAUGUUUCUUGUUAAGAAAACCUUACCAGUAUACUUAAUGUCAAUAUUGAUUAGUCAUUCAUUUGGUUAGCAGGUGGAAAUACUUCUGACCAUAACUUAUUAUUUUAUGUGUCGCGUUAAUUUGAUAGCGUCCGUCAAGUCUUUUGUCAUGAAAAUAUUACCAAUAUAUGAUUGACCUUUAUCUUUGUAAAUCACGAGACAUUUCUGUUUGUAUGGCAGUCAUUCCAUUAUCCAAACAAAAUGGCAAGAUUUAAUACAUUAGUAUGGGCCUCCUAGUAGCUUACAUUUCACUGACGUUUCUUCCAAGUCAUUGUGGGUAUAUUCGUUUCGUUUUAGAUGUUUUUUAUGCUUCCGCUUUUUAUGUUAACCCGUUCUUGUCACCACAAACGAAUGGACCGUGUGUACAUGUGUAGCACUUGCGUACCGUUUGCGUAGUACUUGUGUAGCAUUUCCGUAGCGUUUGCGUCCAAGGUGGAACAGCGAACGUGUACGGGUCUAUAGCAAUAUUGGAAAAACAGGCGCCGUGAUAAUCACUGUCUUACUGCAGAACAAUAUGUCCCCAGUGCACUUAAGUACCUGUGCAGUUUUUACUUUGGCGGAAUAGAAACAAUACAAAAUGUAUUAAGCACCUGAUAAGAUAGCUCUGACAAAAUACACAUAUCGUAUUUAUUGUAUUGGUUUAUUAAAUUAGCAGUGUGUUCUCAAAAACCGGUUAAUAAAACAUUGCUUAACAUAUUGCAGGUAGUUUCAGCUGUAUUUAUUUAGUUAAAUUGGAACAUGUACAAUUGUUUAGGGCAUGUCCUGUGUAAAAACACAGUCACUAUCUACACAGUCUUGCUAAUAUAAAAUGCAUGGUUAAUAGGAUGAACAUUGAGUGAUAAGAUCAUAUGUAGCGAAAGAGGAAAGGAUAACUCUCCCUAUUAAGGAUAGACUACCCGUACUUCUUUCUGUAUUAGCCCACCACAACCUCACUUGAUUGAAAUCAUUCCAUAAAGGUCUUUGGAAAUUUAUAUAUAUAUAUACAUUUCUCUUAUUUUUCACUUUCUGGUUAGCUAUUUUGUGUAGGUAGGUGCUUCUCUGUUGUUUUAUUAUCCAUGUACGGUAGUAAAAUAGCACAUGAAGCGUUGUUUAAGCUUCUGAUAAUUAAGACUGUUCACCAACAGGUGUAAAUACCUAUUGUUGUUGUUCUGUUUCUUCUUCUUCUUAUUUUUCCUAUUUUUAAAAGUGUUUUACCUGUUUUGAAAUUCUUUUUGUAGUCGAUAGUAAAUGGCCAUCGAAUCAAUUUGAUAUAUUUAUUGUUUCUGAAACAUUUCCCGUUAACGUCAUAUGACGUGUUCAUUAUUGCCUGAACUUUUUGAAAAUCCGUCAAUAUUUUUACAAACUUCAACGAUCCUUCUUCUUCAAUUCUGCCAUUGCAAUAUUAACCACAAUUGGUACAUGUAUUCCUCUGGGGGCCCUUACGAACUUUGGAUAUAGUUUAGAGUUAUGCAAGGGCAAACUUUUUCUUUCAUAUUGUUGUAGCAAAAAAUGUCAACAUCUGGUUUUCGGUAAGGGUCAAAGUUCAAAUGCACUAUAUUGAGUAACAAAUUUUUAAAAACUUCUUGAGUUCCACGAGAUCUAGAGUCUUGAUAUUUAAUAUGUAAGAUGCUGAGAUUAUCAGCUAUUGGUUUUGAACUAAUGGUUGAACUUAAUCAACUAUCAAAGUCACAAAGGUCGAUAGAUUCACUUUAUAUUCAGGUAUGAUGUGGACAACACCAAUGCGCAUAUUUUUGGCAGAAAAGAUUUUGAGUUGACCAGGUCAAGUUUUGAGUUAUUAAGGGGUCAAAUUGUACUAUUUCAAGGUAACGACUUCAAAAAACUUCUUCUAAAGUUCUACAAGGUUAAGAGUCCUAGUAUUUGAAACGUAACAUGGUCAGGUAAUUGGCUAUCGAGUUUAUAAAAAUGAUUAACCUUGACUUUCAAGGUCACAGAGGUCAUAUAUGUAAAAAUAUUGAAACCAUCUUGUCUGAAUAACCAAUAAUCCCACGGUAACGAUGUUUGGCAAGAAGCAUGCUUGAAUGAUAGGCUUAAAAGUGUGUGCAAAUAAACACCGUUUUCAUUUU